AACAGAUAGAAUAAUAUGCAUAGGUCGGUUUGGUACCUCACUUGCAGAUAAAGUUGCAGGAGUGAACAGGAGAAACUAAUGAAUGUACAAAAUUAAGACCAAAACAUUGAUCUCUUAUGCCAAUUUCCGUAACUUAAAUGCCAAACUCAAUGCUUUCAUCCACCAUAUCCAUUCAAUCGACCUCAUUCUUGCUACAAAAACCCCAUUUUUUCCCGCCAAAACCCACCCAAUUUUCUCUACCCACCAAAAAUUUCAACCAAAAAAUGUCAACUUUUGGUGGAAUUUCAGUGAAUGCUCAAUUUAGUAGUGAUAAUGAAUCAAAGACGUUAAUUGACUUUGUGGGUAAGGGAGGAAUUGAUGUGGGUGAUGAUAUGGUGAUCUUAAUGGAUCAUUUACAAUAUGCUUGUAAGAAAAUUGCUACUCUUGUUGCUUCUCCCUUUAAUUCCAAUCUUGCAAAAUUUGUGGAAGGUUCUGGAAACAGUUCUGGGUCUGAUAGAGAUGCUCCUAAGCCCCUUGAUAUUGUCUCGAAUGAGAUUAUAUUGUCCUCCCUUCAAAGAUCUGGAAAAGUAGCUGUUGUGGCUUCAGAAGAGAAUGAUGCUCCAGUUUGUUUGAUUGAUGAUGGUCCAUUUGUGGUGGUUACAGAUCCUCUUGAUGGUUCGCGAAAUAUUGAUGCAUCAAUUCCCACAGGAACAAUUUUUGGCAUUUACAAUCGUCUUAAGGAGCUAGAUCACCUUCCCCGUGAUGAGAUGGCUUCAUUAAAUUCACUUCAAAGUGGUAGCCGGCUUGUUGCUGCUGGCUAUGUCCUGUAUUCAUCAGCCACAAUUUUCUCUGUCACUUUUGGCUCAGGAGUACAUGCAUUUACCCUGGAUCGUUCUACAGGAGAUUUUAUCCUCACACAUCCUAGUAUCACAAUUCCACCUCGAGGUCAGAUCUAUUCCGUAAAUGAUGCUCGAUACUUUGAUUGGCCGGAAGGUUUGAGGCAGUAUAUCGAUACUGUCAGACAAGGAAAAGGGAAAUACCCAAAGAAAUAUUCAGCGCGAUAUAUAUGCUCACUGGUCGCUGAUUUUCACAGGACUUUACUUUAUGGUGGAAUAGCAAUGAAUCCAAGGGACCAUCUUCGACUUGUUUAUGAAGCAAACCCUCUUAGCUUUGUUGCAGAACAAGCCGGGGGAAAAGGUUCUGAUGGUAAGAGUAGGAUUCUUUCAAUUCAGCCUUCUAAACUACACCAGAGACUGCCUCUUUUCUUAGGAAGUCCGGAAGAUAUUGAAGAAUUAGAGAGUUUUGAAGAUAUUCAACAGAAAGUUAAUCCAGGCUAUGAAGUAUGAUGGAUAGUACCUGUCUGUAAUAUUGGUGUGGCCCAAUAUAUUGGUACAUAUACUUUCUUUUUACAUUUUCUGUGCAGAAUAAAAUUGUUUUCUUGUAA
This is a messenger RNA of Beta vulgaris subsp. vulgaris (sugar beet), 1423 nucleotides long. RefSeq names its product fructose-1,6-bisphosphatase, chloroplastic. Gene Ontology annotation, molecular function: fructose 1,6-bisphosphate 1-phosphatase activity. The coding region runs from base 138 to 1325 and encodes 395 amino acids. Lineage: Eukaryota; Viridiplantae; Streptophyta; Magnoliopsida; Caryophyllales; Amaranthaceae. The transcript is spliced from 3 exons. Gene Ontology annotation, biological process: fructose 1,6-bisphosphate metabolic process; fructose 6-phosphate metabolic process; gluconeogenesis. Gene Ontology annotation, cellular component: cytosol; cytoplasm. The record is from RefSeq and is a predicted model, not a curated record.